CGGGCGGUACUGGGGGCGUGGCCGGAGGAGUCCCUCCCCGGGCCUGCAAUCUGGGCAGCACAGGGAGGAGCGCUGAGCGUGGCCAAGCUUUGCAUUAGCAACCUGCGGGCUUUAAAGGCACCUGUGAGCUUCAGUGCUUAGACCCACCACGACGACCGUCGUCAUGCAUCGUGUACUGCUGCUGCUCGUGCUGGGCUUGCUGCUCGCGGGUCCCGCCGCCCCUGCGCGCCUCGGCCCGAAGCGCCCUUCCCGACUCGGCGGCUUCUCCUGGGAUAACUGUGAUGAAGGAAAAGACCCUGCAGUGAUCAAAAGCCUGACGCUCCAACCUGACCCCAUUGUCGUUCCUGGAGAUGUGGUUGUCAGUGCUGAGGGCAAGACCAGCGUCCCGCUUACAUCUCCUCAGAAGGUGAGCCCGGGCUAGGGACCAGAGGCAAGGGGAGUGGGCAGCCA
Messenger RNA from Onychomys torridus (southern grasshopper mouse), 450 nucleotides. Its product is annotated as ganglioside GM2 activator-like. Lineage: Eukaryota; Metazoa; Chordata; Mammalia; Rodentia; Cricetidae. Gene Ontology annotation, cellular component: cytoplasmic side of plasma membrane. The record is from RefSeq and is a predicted model, not a curated record. Gene Ontology annotation, biological process: ganglioside catabolic process; lipid transport. Gene Ontology annotation, molecular function: lipid carrier activity; enzyme activator activity. The transcript is spliced from 2 exons. The coding region runs from base 164 to 421 and encodes 85 amino acids.